CUUGCCUCUCCACAAAUAUUCACUCACUCACUCACUCCCUCCCUUCUUUCUCUUUCAUUUCUUUCAAACUGAUCAUAUAGCUUAGUGUCUCUCUGUUUCUUCAAUGGCGGACACUACUAACUCAGCCUCUACUACUAUUAAAAUAAUGGGUUGUUCGAUCCCCGAAAGGCUCCAACUGCACAUGUCCAUGUUGGCCUUGCAGUUUGGGUAUGCCGGUUUCCAUGUAGUCUCCAGAGCUGCCCUUAACAUGGGCAUCAGCAAGAUUGUCUAUCCCGUCUACCGCAACGUUCUCGCUCUUCUUCUCCUCUUGCCUUUUGCUUAUUUUCUUGAAAAGAAGGAGAGACCACCACUCACUCUUUCUUUACUUGUCCAGUUUUUCCUCCUUGCAGUUAUUGGAAUAACUGCGAACCAAGGAUUCUACUUGCUGGGAUUAGACAACACAUCACCCACCUUUGCUUCUGCCAUACAGAACUCUGUUCCGGCCAUCACUUUUCUCAUGGCAGCUUUACUCCGGAUAGAGCAAGUACGAUUAAACCGAAAGGACGGUGUGGCGAAGGUGGUGGGAACGGUGUUGUGCGUGGCCGGAGCUUCAGUGAUCACACUGUACCAGGGUCCGACCAUAUACAGUCCAAGUCCGCCACUGCAAAGGGCUUUGCCGGCGAUGCUUGUGCUUGGAGACGCUAGGGGAAAGAAUUGGACGCUGGGUUGCCUCUUCUUGAUCGGCCAUUGCUUGUCGUGGUCCGGCUGGCUCGUGUUGCAGGCUCCGGUUGUGAAGAAGUACCCAGCUCGGCUUUCGGUCACGUCUUACCAGUGUUUCUUUGGGGUGAUACAGUUUCUGGUUAUAGCUGCGUUCAUAGAGAGAGACCCACAAGCUUGGCUUGUUCACUCUGCUGGAGAGUUGUUCAGCGUCGCCUAUGCGGGAAUAGUGGCAUCAGGGAUAGCAUUCGCUGUACAGAUAUGGUGUAUUGACAGAGGUGGCCCGGUGUUCGUGGCGGUGUAUCAACCUGUUCAGACUUUGGUCGUCGCUAUCAUGGCCUCCCUUGCUCUUGGCGAAGAGUUCUACUUGGGAGGGAUCAUUGGCGCGGUGUUGAUCAUAGCAGGGCUGUACUUUGUCCUGUGGGGUAAAAACGAAGAAAGAAAGUUUGCAAUUCAAAAGGCACUGAUUCAGUCCCCCGCGGACCACGGUAACAACCGUACCACAAGCCACAUCAAGUCGUCCAUUGCUCAGCCGCUGCUUUCUCAGUCAACCGAAAACGUUUGACCAGCUCAACCUUAACUUUUAACCACAAUGUUUGCUGGCAACAAGUUAAAAAACAAAACAAAAAAACCUAUUACUAUAUUAAGAAAAGCUUGUUGUGUGUAUGAAGUUUUUUUUUUUCUUUUCUUUCUUUCAAGCUUUCUCUCACUAGGAAUGGAGCUUAAAGAGGAGAGAGGGGGAGGGGGAUGAAUGUGAUGGAUAUUAUCUUAUGAUGUGGGUAAUGGGAUGAUGUCCCAUAUGUACUUUUUUUUUAAAAUUUUAUAUGUUAAUUUUAUGGUUUGAUUCAUAAGAGAAAAGAUAUGCACAUUAUCAAA
This is a messenger RNA of Camellia sinensis, 1572 nucleotides long. RefSeq names its product protein WALLS ARE THIN 1. Gene Ontology annotation, cellular component: membrane. The record is from RefSeq and is a predicted model, not a curated record. Gene Ontology annotation, molecular function: transmembrane transporter activity. NCBI's taxonomy places the organism in Eukaryota, Viridiplantae, Streptophyta, Magnoliopsida, Ericales, Theaceae.